ACCCAGUAAUUUGCGGGGCUAAGAGUCAAGACCGAUUCACUCUUUCUUCACAAGCCCCGCGCUUCCUAAAACCCCUCGACAAGUACUCUUUCUUUGUUUCUCGGAGAACCAGAAUCAAACACCAUGAGCUCGUUCAACAACACCACCAAUUUCGACAACCUCCUCCUCCAAACUCUGAUGGGUCGCCUCCAAAUCCGCCCUCCAACCAACCCGUUCAACUCCCAGUCCCUCGAGGACCUCCUCUUUGAUGCCGCCAAUCUCUCCGACGAUAACGACGACGAUAGUAGCAACAAGACCCAGCUCGCCAAAGAAGAAUCCAAGCUCGAGAAGGAAAUUGUCCGGGUAAUCCUCAGCGGAAAUACUGAUUCCCUCAAACCUAACUCUGGCCAGGCUGUCACCAUCGGCGAGCACCAUAUUUGCGUCGGGUUUCACGAGGAUACAGGUUCGGAUUAUCGAGUAUGGGAGUGGCAUGGGCAUAUAAUGCUCUUUGACGAAGAGAACGGAUACACGCCCGAGUAUAUAUAUGGAAAUUACUUUGAGAGGUUGUUGGUUAAGUCGCGUAGUGGUGAGGAGGAGAAGGAGGAGGUGGAGGAGGAGAAGGAGGAGGUAGAGGAGGAGAAGGAAGAGCAGGUGGGGAUCUUGGGGCUGAGGGACUUGAUUGAUGGUGGGGAUACCGGUGGUGCUCGAAUUCUUCAUCGGAACUUGAAUUCUGGUUCUCCAAGGUUUAUAUGAGAAGAUUGUUCUUUUCAAUCUUUUUUGUCGAACUUUUUGUUGGGAUUUGUUGGUGUUAUGGGAUUUGUGGCUUUAACUCUAUUUAAAUUUCUGCGAGGUCUAGGCUUUGUUUUUGGUUGGUUUAGUUUUAUUGUUCUGGGUGUUAGAAUUGAGAAGCUGCUCUGCUUGCUUGUUUUUGCACUUUUUUCAGCUUGAUAAUGCUACGUAUAUGGUUGUUUUUUUCCACCAUGCA
This is a messenger RNA of Juglans regia (Persian walnut), 964 nucleotides long. RefSeq lists its product as uncharacterized. The record is from RefSeq and is a predicted model, not a curated record. The transcript has a single exon. Bases 124 to 732 code for a protein of 202 amino acids. Lineage: Eukaryota; Viridiplantae; Streptophyta; Magnoliopsida; Fagales; Juglandaceae.